Aegilops tauschii subsp. strangulata is the source of this 354-nucleotide messenger RNA. Lineage: Eukaryota; Viridiplantae; Streptophyta; Magnoliopsida; Poales; Poaceae. The record is from RefSeq and is a predicted model, not a curated record.
AUGCGUAGCCUCGCUUCAUCGAGCCAUGCAGCCUCGUCGUCUAGGGCGGUUCAAGAUGACGAGGAGGAGAGCGACGACAAUGAUGACGAAGAGGAAGAUGAAGAAGAGGGCGCAGAAGAAGAACAUGGUGAGGAAGAGGAAGAGGACGAUGAGGAGGAGGAGGAGUACGAUGAUGAAGACGGACCUCCAGCAACUCAGCCAACCCAGCGUGAGAAGAGGAAUGUGCCGAAGAAGGAUUGGAAGAGUCCAUCCCCGUUUCAGAAAGAACGUCCCACGGCCCGCAAGAAGACGAAGGCUGAGAAGCGAUCCGAGGAUAACGAGGACCGAAAGUCGAAGAGGGGAAGGAAGGACUGA